Fusarium musae is the source of this 237-nucleotide messenger RNA. RefSeq lists its product as uncharacterized. The transcript is spliced from 2 exons. NCBI's taxonomy places the organism in Eukaryota, Fungi, Ascomycota, Sordariomycetes, Hypocreales, Nectriaceae. The record is from RefSeq and is a predicted model, not a curated record. The coding region runs from base 1 to 237 and encodes 78 amino acids.
AUGAAGCGAGACGAGAUUGCCGAGCUGGAUAAGAAGUACGAUGGCCUGCGUGCUGAGUAUGGAAAGCUGGAAGAUGAGGCGGCUGCAGUGGUCGUGCAGUUAGCUGCAAGAAGAUGCGAGGCCAGAGAGUGGAACAUCAUGGCAUAUGAGGAAGACUGGCAGGGCAUUUUCGAUGAGGAUGUGGAUAAAGAUUCGACCGCUUUGCCCUCUGCUGUUGAGGCCUGGAUAAGAUUGUAA